This is a messenger RNA of Acanthosepion pharaonis, 2754 nucleotides long. NCBI's taxonomy places the organism in Eukaryota, Metazoa, Mollusca, Cephalopoda, Sepiida, Sepiidae. The record is from the annotation of a GenBank genome assembly.
AUGGCUAAAAUAAAGAGCAAAUACACAGACGAAACUCUCAUUAAUAAAUUAAUUAUUUUCUUUGUCUUUUCUGUUUGUUAUUAUUUUAUUUGCUGUUUUUAUUUUCUUGAGCUUUUUCUUUCUUUCAUUCUUUCUUUCUUUGCUCUUUUCUUUCUUUCUUUUGCUUUCUCUUCCUUUCAUUCUUUCUUUCUUUUUUCUUUAGUCAUUAGUUUUCUUGAGCUUUUUUUCUUUCUUUCAUUCUUUCUUUCUUUUUUCUUUGCUAGUUUUUUUCUUUCUUUUCUUUUUGCUUUUCUCUUCCUUUCAUUCUUUCUUUCUUUUUUCUUUAUUUUCUUGAGCUUUUUCUUUCUUUCAUUCUUUCUUUCUUUGCUCUUUUCUUUCUUUCUUUUGCUUUCUCUUUCUUUCAUUCUUUCUUUCUUUUUUCUUUGGUCGUUAGUUUUCUUGAUCUUUUUCUUUCUUUCUUUCAUUCUUUCUUUCUUUGCUCUUUUCUUUCUUUCUUUUGCUUUCUCUUUCUUUCAUUCUUUCUUUCUUUUUUCUUUAGUCAUUAGUUUUCUUGAGCUUUUACUUUCUUUCAUUCUUUCUUUCUUUGCUCUUUUCUUUCUUUCUUUUGCUUUCUUUCGUCCUUUCUUUUUCUUUCUUUCUUUUUCUUUAGUCAUUAGUUUUCUUGGCUUUUCUUUCUUUCUUUUUUCUUUCUUUUCUUUCUUUCUUUUUCUUUCUCUUGCUUUCUCUUUCUUUCAUUCUUUCUUUCUUUUUUCUUUAGUCAUUAGUUUUCUUGAGCUUUUUCUUUCUUUCAUUCUUUCUUUCUUUGCUCUUUUCUUUCUUUCUUUUGCUUUCUCUUCCUUUCAUUCUUUCUUUCUUUUUUUUCUUUACUUUUCUUUCUUUCAUUUCUUUCUUUCUUUGCUCUUUUCUUUCUUUCUUUUGCUUUUUCUCUUUCUUUCAUUCUUUCUUUCUUUUUUCUUUGGUCGUUAUUUUUUUCUUGAUCUUUUUCUUUUCUUUCAUUCUUUUCUUUUCUUUUUUCUUUUCUUUCUUUUGCUUUCUCUUUCUUUCAUUCUUUCUUUUUCUUUUUUUUCUUUGGUCGUUAGUUUUCUUGAGCUUUUUUUUUCUUUCUUUCUUUCUUUCUUUCUCUUUUUUUUUUGCUCUUUUUCUUUCUUUCUUUUGCUUUCUCUUUCUUUCAUUCUUUCUUUCUUUUUUUUCUUUGGUCAUCUUUUCUUUUUUUUUUCUUGCUUUUCUUUUUUUCUUUCUUUCAUUUUUUCUUUCUUUGCUCUUUUUUUCUUUCUUUUCUUUUUUUCUCAUUUUUCUUUCUUUCUUUCUUUGGUUUUUCUUUUUCGUUUUUUUUCUUUGGUCUUUUCUUUCUUUGAGCUUUUCUUUCUUUCUUUUUCUUUCUUUCUUUCUUUUUCUUUUUUCUUUCUUUCUUUCAUUCUUUCUUUCUUUUCUUUGGUCGUUAGUUUUCUUGAGCUUUUCUUCUUUCUUUCAUUCUUUCUUUCUUUUUUUUUCUUUUUUUCUUUCUUUUUUUCUUUUUUCUUUCUUUCUUUUCUUUCUUUUUUCUUUUUCUUUUCUCUUUUCGUUUCUUUUUUCUUUUGCUUUUUCUUUCUUUCUUUCUUUUUUCUUUUCAUUACUUUUUUCUUUCUUUCUUUCUUUCUUUCUUUCUUUGCUUUUUUCUUUCUUUCGUUUUUUGCUUUCUCUUUUUUUCAUUCUUUCUUUCUUUUUUUCUUUUGGUCGUUAGUUUUUCUUGAGCUUGGCUUUCUUUUUCUUUCUUUCUUUCUCUUUUCUUUCUUUCUUUUUUCUCUUUCUUUUCUUUCUUUCUUUUUCUUUUCGUUCUUUCUCUUUUUUUCUUUCUUUCUUUUUUCUUUUUUCUUUUGGUCUUUUCUUUUAGUUUUUUUGCUUUUUCUUUCUUUCAUUCUUUCUUUCUUUUUUCUUUUUUUUCUUUUGCUUUUCUUUCUUUCAUUCUUUCUUUGCUCUUUUUUCUUUCUUUUUUUGCUUUUCUUUUCUUUCUUUCUUUUUCUUUUUUUUUCUUUUUCUUUUCUUUCUUUUUCUUUUCUUUUCUUUCUUUUUUCUUUUUCUUUCUUUCAUUCUUUCUUUCUUUUUCUUUUCGUUAGUUUUCUUUUUUUCUUUCUUUUUUCUUUCUUUCUUUUCUUUCUUUCUUUUUCUUUUCUUUGGUCGUUAUUAGUUUUGAGCUUUUUCUUUUUCUUUCUUUCUUUUCUUUUCUUUCUUUUUUUUUUUUUUUUUUUUCUUUCUUUCUUUUUUCUUUUUCUUUUUUUUUUUACUGUUUCUUUCUCUUUUUCUUUCAUUUUUGUUCUUACUUUGAGCUUUCUUUCUCUUUCAUUCUCUCUUUCUUUGUGUUUUUUUUUUCUUUCUCUUUCUUUCUUUCAUCCUUACUUUGCUCUUUCUUUCACUUUUUCUUUCUUUCUUUUAUUCUUUGUUUUUUGCUUUUUUCUUUUUUCUUUCUUUGCUUUCUUUUACUUUUUCUUUCUUUGGUCUUUAUUUUAUUUUUUCUUUCUUUCUUUGCUCUUCUUUUUGCUUUUUUCUCUCUUUUAUUCUUACUUUGCCCUUUCUUUUUCUUUCUUUGUUUCACUAAUUAUUUACCUUAUUCAUGUCUUUCUUUUCCAACACAUUUUCUUUCAUUUUCAUUUAUUCUUUCUCGUCAUUUUCUUACUUUAUAUAUUUUUCUUUCUUUCUUUCUUUCUUUACAAUUUUUUCAGCUUUUACACUUUGAACUUUCAUAAUUUCUCUCAUUUUCUUUCUUUCUUUUUUCAUUAA